AUGGCAGGGCCGCGGUGUUUUCCGCCUUCCGACCAUAGAAUGUGGCCAAACAGCCUGACUAACUUGCCUCAGCUAUCGGACGAAACUCUCGGGGGAUUUUGCACGAUGGUGACAACCUCGUCAAAGCAGCGAAGCAAGUCCUACGUCUUUGCUGUGGAAGCCUACACAGUGCCGUCUUCCGUGCGGACGAACAUCUGCGAUUCAAGUUUUGGGAGUCGGGAUCGUCUACGACCGAGAGGUGUGCUACCGGAGCCAGAAAAAGCUGUUCUGCCCUACAACGUCCUCCUGGCGUUCAAGGCUGACAGCGGAAAUCCAGCUUUCACCAGAGGAGGCGAGAGAUCUGGAGCGUAAUACCAGGCAGGCAGCGACAGAGUCAACGCUGGAAAAAAGCACGGCUGAACAGACUAACUGCAUCGCGUUUUGGAUGUGUCAUC
Molecule: messenger RNA, 434 nt
Organism: Ixodes scapularis (black-legged tick)
Lineage: Eukaryota; Metazoa; Arthropoda; Arachnida; Ixodida; Ixodidae
Exons: 3
Coding region: 1-351 (116 amino acids)
Source: RefSeq, a predicted model, not a curated record